Rhodotorula graminis WP1 is the source of this 1050-nucleotide messenger RNA. RefSeq lists its product as uncharacterized. Gene Ontology annotation, cellular component: mitochondrion. The transcript has 4 exons. Lineage: Eukaryota; Fungi; Basidiomycota; Microbotryomycetes; Sporidiobolales; Sporidiobolaceae. The coding region runs from base 1 to 1050 and encodes 349 amino acids. The record is from RefSeq and is a predicted model, not a curated record. Gene Ontology annotation, biological process: pyrimidine nucleotide import into mitochondrion. Gene Ontology annotation, molecular function: pyrimidine nucleotide transmembrane transporter activity.
AUGGCUGGAGCCAUUGUCACCGCCCCCUUUGACGUCGUAAAGACGCGCCUCCAGAGCGACCUCUUUGCCCGCGUCGCCGACACGUCCACCCGCACCGGCCUCAGGGCCCUCCUGUACAACUUUGUCGACACGGGCAAGAUCCUCCGGUCCGUCCCCCUCGCUCGCUCCUCUCGCCCCCUCCCCCGCCACCUUCCCCUCGCGACUGACGAGCCUUCCUCCCCUUGCAGCGACGUGUACAAGUUCGAGGGCGCAGCAGCACUCUUCAAGGGCCUCGGGCCGACCCUCGCUGGUGCAGUACCCGCACGAUCCAUCAACUUUUUCGUGUACGGCAACGGCAAGGUCCUGUACGCCGACCUGUUCAACCACGGCCAGGAGAACACGGCCGUGCACCUCGCGGCGGCCGCGACCGCAGGCGUCGCGACGGCGGCGGCGACCAACCCGAUAUGGGUCGUCAAGACCGACAUGCAGCUGCGCCAGCAGGAGCACAAGGCGGCCAAGCCCACCUCUUCCUCUUCCUCCUCGCCUCGACGACCGCCACCCCCUCCUCCCGCGCCCAAACCCCACCAGCAAAUCUACCGCGUGCAGGGCGUGCGCGGCUUUUACCGCGGCCUGAGCGCGUCCCUCCUCGGCGUCACAGAGGGCACGAUCCAGUGGUCCCUCUACGAGCAGUUCAAGGUCCUCGCCCGCGUCGACUCGACCCGCCCAGACGACCCCGCCGCCGGUGCGUCGUGGCGCACGAGCGCGGCCGCAGGCUCGGCAAAACUCGUCGCGACCGUCAUCACGUACCCGCACGAGGUGGUGCGCACGCGCCUGCGCCAGCCGAUCCCGCACGGCGGCUCGGCACGGUACACGUCGCUCGCCCAGUCGUUCCGGCGCGUGCUCGCCGAGGAAGGGUGGAGGGCGCUGUACGGCGGCAUGAGCGCCCACUUGCUGCGCGUCAUCCCGAACGCGGCCGCCAUGUUUUACGUGUACGAGACGUGCGUCGGGUUCGUCGCGCGGUCGCAGGCGCUGCGGGUCGUCGAGGAGAACGACCUCGUCGUGCGCGAGUGA